Molecule: messenger RNA, 1503 nt
Organism: Abrus precatorius (Indian licorice)
Lineage: Eukaryota; Viridiplantae; Streptophyta; Magnoliopsida; Fabales; Fabaceae
Product: probable BOI-related E3 ubiquitin-protein ligase 3
Exons: 4
Coding region: 74-1099 (341 amino acids)
Molecular function (GO): ubiquitin-protein transferase activity
Source: RefSeq, a predicted model, not a curated record
AAGAAGCUUCUGCAUUGGUCACCUCGUCAUUUCCAUUUCAUAGGUAGUCUUCUUCUGACGGUGUGGUUCAUCCAUGGCUUUCCCUCAGCACCACUUACAACGGCACUACCAAACCCAACAACACCAACCACAAACCAAAUCCUUCAGAAAUCUUCAAACAAUGGAUGGUCAAAUGUCUCAGCAGGUGGCGUUUUUCAACCCCACUGAUUUACAAGAUCAGUCUCAGCAUCCACCCUAUAUUCCUCCUUUUCAUGUUGUUGGAUUUGCUCCGGGUCCUGUUCCUCCUAAUGAUGGCAGUGAUGGGGCCGUUGAUUUGCAAUUGCAAUGGAAUUAUGGGUUGGAACCAGAGAGGAAGAGAGUAAAAGAACAAGAUUUUUUGGAGAACAAUUCUCAGAUAUCUUCUGUGGAUUUCUUGCAACCUCGAUCUGUGUCCACUGGAUUGGGCCUGUCACUUGAUAAUACUCGCCUGACUUCCACUGGAGACUCGGCUUUAUUGUCGCUCAUUGGCGAUGACAUUGAACGUGAGUUACAGAGGCAGGAUGUAGAGAUGGAUAGAUUUCUCAAAAUGCAGGGUGAACGAUUGCGGGAAGCCAUUUUAGAGAAGGUUCAGGCAACACAGCUUCAGAGUAUCUCAAUCCUUGAAGACAAAGUCCUUCAAAAGCUUCGAGAGAAAGAUGCCGAACUAGAAAGCAUCAACAAGAGGAAUAUGGAACUUGAAGACCGAAUGGAGCAGUUGAGUGUGGAAGCUGGUACCUGGCAACAGCGAGCCAGAUACAACGAAAAUAUGAUAUCUGCUCUCAAGUUUAAUAUUCAGCAAGCCUAUGUCCAAAGCAGAGACAGUAAAGAAGGAUGUGGUGACAGUGAGGUAGAUGAUACCGCAUCUUGCUGCAAUGACCGAUCCCUUGAUUUCCAUCUGCUUUCGAAGGAGAAUACUGAUAUGAAAGAGAUAAUGACAUGUAAGGCUUGCAGAGUCAAUGAAGUGACCAUGGUUUUGUUACCUUGUAAGCAUCUUUGCCUCUGUAAAGAUUGUGAAAGUAAGCUUAGUUUCUGUCCUUUAUGUCAAUGCUCCAAAUUUAUCGGCUUGGAGGUCUACAUGUAACUAGAAUGAGUAAACCUCUAAAUUAGUCUUCAAGAUUGUAUGAGUUGAACAUUUUAGUUCUUGAGAUUUUAAAUAUUCACUAAUUCCUGACUUUACAAAGUGUCAUUCAUCCUAGUGUUUUUUCACCGUUAUUUUGCUCUUAAAAGGAAUAAAAUGAUGAAAUAAGGUGAAUGCUGUUUUAUAAAGUCAGGAAUUAACGGAGAGCUUUUACAAUCUUAAGAGCUUAAAAUGUUAUAUCCAUAUAAUCUCAGUCAAAUUUGGAAGUUUCUCAAUUGGAAAUUAUACUUGGACACGUGAAAUUUUAACGUUAAAGUUGUGUCUUCUCUUGUAGCUUGUAUCUUCAAGGAUCAUGACACCUUGUAACUAGUUUUUAAGAUGCAUUUGACCAUAAUGAAUUUCACUUC